GACAAACAUGUGUAUUCAUUUUUAAAAACCCUAGACCCGAUCUCAUGCAAAAAUUGCUUUCCAAUCGCACCCACUUUCCACAAAUACAUACGUAACAAUUGGUUAGGGUUUGAGAGCGAAUCGAAUCGAAUUGAUUAGAGUGAUGUUUAGGGUUUCAUAGGAGGACGAUAAUGGUCAAUUCAGUUGUGGUUUGUUUGUGUUGUAUGGGCGAAGAAUGCCGGAUUUGCGGAGAGGAGUAGGUGUAGCCCCCCGUACACAGAAGAAAUCGGAGGUAGUAGUUGGGAAUUACAUCAAGACUCGGGCAGCGGUAGCAAAAGCCAAGGCCAAGGCCAAGGCCAGGGCGGCACUAGCAGCAGGAGCAGCAGCAGCGGCAAAGAAGCGGAAGGAGGUGCAGUUGGCUCUGAUUUCGGAGGAGGAUAACAAGGUUGCUGAAGAGGGUGGGUCUUUUCCUAGGAGUGGAGGCAGAGUAAGAGGAGGUGGUGGUGCUGAGACUAUGGGGGAUGAAAGUGGUGGUUUAAGUGCUAAUAAAGUUACUGGCCAGGAAGAAGAGGGUAGCACAGCUCCUUUCCCCGAGACGGUUCAAGUGGGCGGGUCACCAUUAUACAAGAUUGAGAGGAAGUUGGGUAAGGGUGGGUUUGGUCAGGUAUUUGUUGGUCGCCGUCUUUCAGUCAUUUCGGGUGGAAAUGACCGCACUACGGGUCCUGGGGCUACGGAGGUAGCUCUGAAAUUUGAGCAUCGAAAUAGCAAAGGCUGUAACUAUGGUCCUCCAUAUGAGUGGCAAGUGUACAACACUCUUGGUGGUAGUCAUGGAGUGCCUAGAGUACACUAUAAAGGAAAACAAGGAGACUAUUAUGUAAUGGUUAUGGACAUGCUAGGGCCUAGCUUAUGGGAUGUAUGGAAUUCUUCAGGACAGUCGAUGUCCUCUGAAAUGGUAGCAUGUAUCGCAGUUGAGUCUUUAUCGAUCCUAGAGAAGAUGCACUCAAGGGGCUAUGUGCAUGGAGAUGUAAAGCCAGAAAACUUUUUACUUGGUCGGCCAUCUUCACCGCAAGAGAAGAAGUUGUUUCUUGUUGAUUUGGGAUUAGCAACAAAGUGGAGAGAUAGCUCCAAUAAGCAUGUUGACUAUGAUCAACGUCCUGAUAUGUUCAGAGGAACUGUUCGAUAUGCUAGCGCUCAUGCUCACUUGGGUAGAACUGCCAGUAGAAGAGAUGAUCUAGAAUCUCUUGCGUAUACACUCAUUUUUCUUCACCGAGGCAGGCUUCCAUGGCAAGGGUAUCAGGGUGAUAAUAAAUCAUUCCUAGUUUGCAAGAAGAAGAUGGCAACGUCUCCUGAAAUGAUGUGCUGCUUCUGCCCUGCACCACUAAAACAAUUUCUUGAAAUUGUGAUUAACUUGAAAUUUGAUGAAGAGCCUAACUAUUCCAAGCUAAUCUCCCUGUUUGAGGGACUGAUUGGACCAAAUCCUGCUAUAAGGCCAAUAAACACUGAUGGUGCUCAAAAGAUUAUAUAUCAAGUUGGUCAAAAACGAAGUAGAUUGAAUAUUGAGGAGGAUGAGGAUGGGCUCCCUAAGAAGAAGGUUCGUCUAGGAGUUCCUGCCACACAGUGGAUUUCAAUUUACAAUGCAAGGCAACCUAUGAAACAGAGGUACCACUAUAAUGUGGCAGAUGGAAGACUGGCCCAACAUGUGGAGAGAGGAAAUGCAGAUGGUCUACUCAUCAGUUGUGUGGCAUCCUGUUCCAAUUUAUGGGCACUUAUUAUGGAUGCUCGAACUGGUUUCACAAGCCAAGUAUAUGAGUUAUCACCUAACUUCUUACACAAGGAAUGGAUCAUGGAACAAUGGGAGAAGAAUUAUUACAUUAGUUCCAUUGCUGGCGCUAACAAUGGAAGUUCUCUGGUGGUGAUGUCCAAAGGCAUGCAAUAUACUCAACAGUCUUAUAAAGUAAGUGACUCCUUUCCCUUCAAGUGGAUAAACAAGAAGUGGAGAGAAGGGUUUCAUGUGACCUCCAUGGCAACUGCUGGUAGCCGAUGGGCUGUUGUCAUGUCUCGCAAUACUGGCUUCAGUGAUCAGGUUGUGGAGCUUGAUUUUCUUUAUCCGAGUGAGGGGAUCCACAAACGUUGGGAUAAUGGUUAUCGUAUUACAUCAACAGCUGCUACUUGUGAUCAAGCUGCUCUUAUCUUGAGUGUGCCCAGGCGCAAACCCACAGAUGAAACUCAGGAGACUUUGCGUACAUCUCAAUUUCCAAGCACACAUGUUAAGGAAAAAUGGGCAAAAAAUCUGUAUCUAGCUUGUGUGUGCUAUGGACGAACUGUAUCUUGAUUGCUGUUUACAUGGGGGUAGGAAGGAAGGAGAUUGAUUGAUCUUUCUUUCUUUCUUUCUUUCCUUUUGGUUUUUUUUGUGUGGAAAGUAAAAAAAUUCCAUAAGUCAAGCCAUCAAUGUCAUCAGUGUUUCUUCUAUCUCCUUAUUAGAUUCCUUUUUUUUUUUUUUCCUUCUAAUUUGGUCCCUAUUUUGUAAUUGUAAAAGUAGAGAUGGUGUAGGAGUUUAUGAGCUGGAACAUUUAUGAACAUUUUGUGCAUAUUUAUAUCAGAGCUGUUGUAUUCUUGGCUUGGCGCUAUUCCUCACAACACACUUUCAGCAUAUUCCAAUUCAAUUUUGUGUAGUUGGAGAACAUGUUUGCGGAGAUAUUUGCAAGGGAUAUUACUCGACUGGACCUCUUUGGCUUUCAA
Molecule: messenger RNA, 2718 nt
Organism: Camellia sinensis
Lineage: Eukaryota; Viridiplantae; Streptophyta; Magnoliopsida; Ericales; Theaceae
Product: casein kinase 1-like protein HD16
Biological process (GO): protein phosphorylation
Molecular function (GO): ATP binding; protein kinase activity
Source: RefSeq, a predicted model, not a curated record